Cervus elaphus (red deer) is the source of this 1937-nucleotide messenger RNA. RefSeq names its product T-cell surface glycoprotein CD1e, membrane-associated-like. The transcript is spliced from 6 exons. Gene Ontology annotation, cellular component: external side of plasma membrane. The coding region runs from base 167 to 1336 and encodes 389 amino acids. Gene Ontology annotation, biological process: positive regulation of T cell mediated cytotoxicity; immune response; antigen processing and presentation, endogenous lipid antigen via MHC class Ib. The record is from RefSeq and is a predicted model, not a curated record. Gene Ontology annotation, molecular function: endogenous lipid antigen binding; exogenous lipid antigen binding; lipopeptide binding. Lineage: Eukaryota; Metazoa; Chordata; Mammalia; Artiodactyla; Cervidae.
AGAGGCUGUAGGGUUUCUCUAGCAGGGAAGUCGGCAGAGGCAGAGGUUUGCGUGUUGGUGUGCCAAGGGAAGUCAGAUGAGAGGGCGAGAGGGUAGAGAGGGGAACCGUGUCUGAGUUCUGAGGGCAGCUUGGCUGUGCAGGCAUCCUUCAACUAACAAAACUUCAAUGCUGCUUCUGCUGCCUCUGCUGUUCAAAGGACUUCUUGGCCAUGGCACAAGCACAGUGGGUCCUCAGGUUCCAGGACCCCAUCAUCUGGCUGCAGAAGAAUCCCCCUCCUUCCGCGUGAUACAGAUCUCCUCCUUUGCCAAUCACAGCUGGACAUACACCCAGGGCUCUGGCUGGCUGGGCGACCUGCAGACUCAUGGCUGGGAUAGUGUCUUGGCCACCAUCCGCUUUCUGAGGCCCUGGUCCCAGGGUAACUUCAGCAAGGAGGAGCUGAAGAACAUCCAGGCACUCUUGCAGCUGUACUUCCACAGUUUCCCACGGGAAGUGCAGGCCUAUGCCAGUCAGUUUCAGUUUGAAUACCCCUUUGAGCUCCAGGUAUCAUUUGGAUGUUUAAUUCAUACUGGGAAGGCUUUGGAAACCUUCUUAAAUGGAGCAUAUCAAGGAUUAGAUUUCCUGAGUUUCCAAGAAAAUUCCUGGAAGCCAUCUCCAGGAGCAGGAAGUCGAGCUGAGAAUGUCUGUAAGGUGCUCAACCACUACCGAGUUAUUAAAGAAGUUGUACAAAGGCUUCUCAGUGACACCUGCCCUCGGUUUCUGGCAGGAAUCCUUAAAGCAGGGAAGUCAGAACUGGAAAGACAAGUGAAGCCACAGGCUUGGGUGUCCAAAGGCCCCAGUCCCGGGCCUGGCCGUCUUUUGUUGGUGUGCCAUGUCUCUGGCUUUCAUCCAAAGCCCGUAUGGGUGAUGUGGAUGAGGGGCAAACAGAAGCACCCAGGGUCUCGGCGAGGUGAUGACCUGCCCAAUGCUGAUGGGACCUGGUAUCUCCGAGUAACCCUGGAUGUGGCGGCUGGGGAGGCGGCUGGCCUGAGUUGCCGAGUGAAGCACAGUAGCCUAGGAGGCCAGGACAUCGUCAUCCACUGGGGUGGAUACUCCUUCUUCUCAAUAUUGAUCUGCUUAAUUGUAAUAGUUACCCUGGUCAUGUUGGUUAUAGUUGAUUCAUCAUUUAAAAAGCAGAGCUCAAAUCAGGAUGUCUUCUCUAUCUCCCACCCUGCCUUUCCCACAGGAGCCAAAACCAAAGACCCCAGGAAUUUAGGACAUCAGCUCUGCUUGGCACAUGAAUCAUGGAUCAAAAACAGACUCUUAAAGAAAUGGAAAGCCAGACUAAAUCAACUCUAGUGUCAUUAGUUUUACCUUCCACAUAAAAUCCCUUUCUGGUUUUGUUUAAACAUAAUUCAUAGCUCUAAACUAAGCAUGAUUUUGCUAAAGCGGUUUGUUCUGUCAGAGACCCGCACCCUUUUGGAAAUCUGUUUUUUUUCCCUCCCAUCUUCCAAAAUAUCUUUUCUACUUCAGCCACAUGUACACCACUUUAAAUUUUAAUUCAGAUGCCUCUUUCUUAAGAACUUCCCUGGAUUGUCCAGGGGAAAGCUCUUCUUUAUACCCCAAAUUGGACUGUUCUUCCUAAAUACACUCAUCUCUUCCUACUCCAAACAGUAAUUUUAAAAUUUUUGUGUUUUUCUCUCAUUUGCUUGAAAGCAAGAUUUAUGUGUUUUUAUUUGUGUCCAUGAUCAAAAGCCUCACCUGGUUCAUGGCAGAUUGUGGGCAGGUAACCUGUGCAGUUGUUGCCAUCUCAAAAUCAUGUUCAUUUUGAAGGAGGUCCUGCAGUUUCAUUUUAUACUGGCCUCACAAAUUAUGUAGCUGGUUUGUCCUGAAAGAGAUCUUUCUCAAUAAAUACUGACUGAAAUAAAUGUAUUGUCAAAUAAAUUGUCUUAAUCCCUUU